GAACAUUUACAUAUCAGUGCGUCGUUGAAUAAUGACCAAGAUUUUCGAUUUGUAUUAAAAUAUAUGCAUUAAAAUGAAGAUGUCUGCAGCGGAGAGCCAGGAAUCUGGCAGCCCGGCCCCGAGUCCCACCAACUCCGCGGCAUCAGAACCAGCGCCCACCUUAGUGCAUAUCAAGCAGGAGCCAAUGGCGCCAGGCACAGACGUUAAAGAGUACUAUGGCAAUAUAGACUUUGGUAUUCCAGAUGCCUAUCUGCCACAGAAUUUCGCAGAUUACGGACAAAAUUUCCUACCCAGACCUCUAGAUUUACCUCAUCCAGACUUCCUCGAUCCGGAUAAAAGUUCCGAUGAAAAAUAUGAUCCUAACAAAGAUAAUGACGUCGACAACUCAGAAUACAAUCUGCCCAAUGAACUGGAGAUUAAAAAUGGCGGAGUAUUCGCAAGAUGCAGUAUACCAGUUGGUAACAAGUACGGACCAUUCACCGGCAAAUGGGAAUCGAAGCUUGUAGACAGAAGAUAUGCGUGGGAGGUCCUGGGCAAGAAUGGGUUCCGUGGCUGGUUGGAUGGCUCCGGCGACAGAAGCAACUGGCUUAAGCUGGUGCGCCGCGCUGUUAACUACCCACAAGACGUCAACGUGCAGCACCUUAUGAUCGCAGGACAAAUCUGGUAUAAAGUGACGCAAGAUAUCUCAGCUGGAAAGGAGCUAUUGCUGGGACCUCGCACACCGCUGCCUUUGCAAGACGUGUUAGCUGCUGUUGGCAGUGAGAGUCCGAACCUGAACUCAGUCAGCACAGUCUCCCACUCCACCGAGGAAGAAGAAAGAGAGGACGUAGAGCCGCGUUGUUCCUUCUGCGACUCUCCUUUUCCGAACAUCGAUGUGCUUGACCGUCAUCUGAUCCAGUCGCACGCGCAGCCGGCUGCGGCGUUCCACUGCGAGCUGUGUAACCGCGCCUACAGCUGCCGCGCUUUGCUUCUGCGGCACCGCGCCCUAGCUCACACAGACAUCAGGAAAUAUCCCUGCGAGAACUGUCCGAAGGUAUUUACCGAUCCUUCCAACCUGCAGCGCCACAUUCGCGCGCAGCACGUAGGCGCACGCAGCCACGCCUGCCCCGAGUGCGGCAAGACCUUCGCCACCUCCUCCGGCCUGAAGCAACACACCCACAUACACUCCAGCGUCAAGCCCUUCCAGUGCAAGGUCUGCUUUAAGGCUUACACUCAAUUUUCCAACUUGUGCCGUCACAAACGAAUGCACUCUGCGUGCAGAGCGCUGGUGGAGUGCGGCAAGUGCGGCCAGUCCUUCACCUCGUACGCCUCACUCACCAAACACAAGAGGUUCUGCGACACAGCCUCAGCCGCCAACGUCAACUUGCGUGGACAACUGCCUCAAGGACUGCCGCAAAUCCCACAACUUCCAAACGUCGGAAUGAAUACUCCGAAUAACACUAAUCCGUUCCCCAUGUAUCGGGGACCAGCUUUACCUUUACCAUACAACACAUUUGCUCACUAUCCAGCGCUGUUCUCUGCUGCGGCCGCCGCUUGUCCGCCUGAAUUCUUAAAUCCCUUAUUAUUUAAUGUGCAAGGAGCCCGACUGGCAAUGGAGCACGAUAUGGCUAUGAGCGCAAACUUGGCGAAACUAAAAGACGAAAGAAUGUCUGUGAAAAGUAUGGAUAGCUCGACUUCUCUUGAUGACGUAAAACGGAAUAAAGAUUCUGAUUUUGUUGUUAUUAAGCGGGAGGAAAAUGUUGACAGGGUUACCCCCACACAACCCCAUGGACUGUAUGUAAAGCCAUCUUUAUCAUCAGCAGAGGAAUCUUCUUCACAGCCGCGUGCCUCACCUGUAAGGACUCUACAGGCACCGAUGAAUUCUUUUAAUCCUUUUGCAAGAGAUGACCUGAAACAAAAUUCACCAUUUAACUUAUCUCUAAAUAAUAACGAUCUCGUUUCUAGUAAAUCGGUUUCGCCUACUGAAGCUAAAGAUUUAUCUAAGAACGUAGUAGAUAACAUUGACAAACGUUCUUCUUUGUCAGAUAACGAAGAUGAUGCUAAAAUAGAUCAAGGUGACCAACCGUUGGACCUAUCUGUUACAAAAAAGCCAAACGAAAAAGAUUGUGAGUUAGAUGUUGAUGAACCUUUAUCGAUUAAAUCGUAUUCGCCUCCAGAAAGCCCGAUAGAACGAGAAAGCAAGACACCAGAAAAUGACACAACUGACGUUGAUGUAGAGGCGGUCGAACCAAAACGUGAAGAUUCACCGCCUCAAAUGAUAUCCGCACCGCUGGCUUUCCCCAUGCCAGUCCAUCCUCAGCAUAACAACAGUCUUCUAGAUGCUAUGUAUCGCCCGCGAUUUCCGUCCUUCCAUCCGGGUUCUGAGUCCCUUCUAAAUACUUCACACUCACCGUACGUUCCUAGUCCGUUCAAUUUUUUAUCCCCACUUCUUGGCACUGACGGCCCAGAUAGACAACCAAGUGCUUAUGCCAAGUUUCGAGAAUUAAGCGCAGGAACGGGAAAACUUCGAGACAGAUACGCUUGCAAGUUUUGUGGCAAAGUAUUUCCUAGGAGCGCCAAUUUGACGCGACAUCUUAGAACUCACACUGGCGAGCAACCGUACAAGUGCAAGUACUGCGAGAGGUCUUUCUCAAUUUCAUCCAACCUGCAGCGCCACGUGCGAAACAUACACAACAAGGAACGUCCCUUCCGAUGUCCUUUAUGUGACAGAUGUUUCGGUCAACAGACGAAUCUGGACAGACACUUAAAGAAGCACGAGGCGGAAGGUGGAGAUUCACCGAGCUCGGCGGACACGGAAAGAGGAGAGGAUGCUUAUUUUGAUGACAUUAGGUCUUUUAUGGGCAAGGUGACCUGUUCGCCGGGGGCCAGGAGCCCGACCGCGUCAUCUCCUCACGGCGCGCACCCCGCACACCCCGCGCACCGCCCCCCUCUCGCCAUAUCCACAUAGCCGACGGCAUACCCGCUGCCGCCACCGCCGCCGCUGUGGCCUCAGCCAUUUGGAUAGGGACAUUAUAUUGAUAAGCUCUAACGUUUAUUCUUCUGCAUUAAAAGACAGAAAUGAUAACGGUCCUUUGCUCUUGUAAAAGUAACGUAAAUAUUCUGGUAUGUAACGUAAAUAAUUCUUUAGUAAUUAUUACUGAUUGUAUGAAUAAGUUUGUAUAAAUAAUAGCAAAGAACAGCAAUUGUCUUAAAACAAACAAGAGAGGUUAUAUUUACACAGAUUUCAAAUAUUACAACAGUGCACUUGUAUGGAGAACAAUUUUGUGAUUUAUCGUUUUUUCGCUGUUUCGUCUAUUAUGCUAGCCGUCGUCGAUUUGCGUAUGCAUUAAAUAUUAUCAUGACAUUAGUAAAUUAGAAUUACUCUAUUUAAGAUGACAGACUCCGGCGAUAAUGGACUAGUAGAGUUUAGUUCCUUCCUAGAUGUAUCGUUAAUUAAAAGGCGUCUUAAAUAAGAUUGCAAUUGACUUCCUGAAAUUGCAGUGUUUUGUAUAGAAGUUAAUGUUAACGUAUGUAUAGAAUAGAAUUUUGUUUAUUGUAAAAUAUUGCGAGUAAAUUGAGGAGUGUAUCAGUUAAAAUGUUGUCAAUCUCUCGUUUAGUCGUAAACGCUACCAAAGUUUUUUUAUAAUGACAAAUUUGGUUAAAUAUAAUAUAAAAAAUUAAUAUAAAG
This is a messenger RNA of Papilio polytes (common Mormon), 3667 nucleotides long. RefSeq names its product MDS1 and EVI1 complex locus protein EVI1-A-like. The record is from RefSeq and is a predicted model, not a curated record. Gene Ontology annotation, cellular component: nucleus. The transcript is spliced from 8 exons. Bases 74 to 2947 code for a protein of 957 amino acids. Lineage: Eukaryota; Metazoa; Arthropoda; Insecta; Lepidoptera; Papilionidae.